Molecule: messenger RNA, 1952 nt
Organism: Spodoptera exigua (beet armyworm)
Lineage: Eukaryota; Metazoa; Arthropoda; Insecta; Lepidoptera; Noctuidae
Source: the annotation of a GenBank genome assembly
GUAUAAAGUCGGUUACUGAGAAGACAGUGAAAGUUAAUAAUUAAGUAUCUUUCUUAGAACAAAACUUGUGAUGUUUGUAUCUAUUCAGUAGUCCUAACGCCAUCGAACGAGAUGUAGAUUUGUGGAGAAAAAAAUAAUUAAAAAUAAUUAUAUGAUAAGUCACUGAAUAAAUUAUUCAAUAAGUGUUUGGUGUCAGUGUACCGCUGUCCGUUGCAGUGCAAGUGAGGUUUCUGUGUUUAGAUGUCAAAAUCAAGGAUUACGCCAUUUUUAAAACAAUGCUUCGUGUCAGCGACAGUGUGCUUCACCACCAUCGGCCACGGGUCCGUGGUCGGCUUCCCCGCCAUCUUGCUGCCGCAGGUCAAGGACCCUAACUCCCACAUCCAACUGACCAGAGAGGAGGGGUCAUGGAUAGCAUCAGUCACUGCCAUCACACUGCUAUUGGGCAGUUUCUUAGCGCCACCUAUCAUGGGCCGGCUGGGCCGCAAGAUCGCGCACUUCGUGGUCAUCGCCCUCAUAAUUCUCGGCUGGAUAGUAAUACUGCUGGCUACAAGCUUAGAAGCAAUGAUAGUAGGAAGAGUAAUCCACGGCAUGUCAUUCGGGCUGAUGCUGCCUCUUCGAUCAGCCCUCCUCGGAGAAUACACAAGUCCGAAGAACAGAGGAGCUUUCCUCACUACUGUUUCCGUAGCACAAGCCUUCGGGAUCCUACUGGUUCACCUCAUAGGAUCCUUAGUAACUUGGCAGAAGACUAUCCUCAUCGUCAUCGUAUUUCCCCUUGCCAGUUUACUCAUGACAUUCUUUACCCCCGAAUCUCCCAGCUGGCUGGCUGCAAGAGGAAGAUUUGACGACUGCAGAAGAGUCUUCCGCUGGCUCAGAGGCGACGAAGAAGAAGCAGAACUAGAAGAAAUGAUCAGAGCUAGAUGUGAAUCUAACAGAGCUGCCAUAACCAACUGUAGAGAUCUCAUUGUGCUGAUGAAGAAGAAGGAGUUCUACAAGCCUAUCGUGAUAAUGAUCCACAGUUACUUGAUGGGAGAGUUCUCUGGUGGUGCUCUCAUGUCGUGUUACUCCACCACAGUAAUCUCUUUGAUAGCUGGUCCUGACGCAGACGCUCACUUGUGGAUGAUAGAGUUAGACACACAGAGAAACAUAUCAAAUAUAAUAGCAGUGUAUGUGGUGAACAAGAUAAAACGGAGGACAAUGUUCAUGGCGACUGGAGGGCUCUGUAUCCUCAGUAACAUAGCUAUUGCUGGCUAUGUUUAUGCCAAAAUCCUCGGAGUACUAACCUACACAGCGAUAUGGGUUCCAAUUUUGCUGAUCAACAUACAAUUCUUCACGGUAGCUGUAGGUAUGGUGUGCUUACCUUACGUCAUUGCUGGGGAGAUAUUCCCUCUGGAAUACAGGAGUGUAGGAGGUAGCAUCAGUAUUGUAUCCAUUGCCAGCGGAUAUUUCCUUGUCACAAAAACCUUCCCAGCGAUGGUGGAAAGUAUAGGUCUACAUGGAUCCUACGCGGUGUAUGCGGCUGCCAUGUCGUAUAACCUGUGCGUUGUCUGGUUUUUACUGCCGGAGACCAAGGGAAAGACCUUACAGCAGAUUGAAGACCACUUCAAAGGAAAGACAACGAGUCCUGAGGAAGAAGAAGUUAGACAGCAACUCAAGGAUAAACCAGAUGUUGAGAAAGCUAAGGCCGAGAGCUGACGAGUAAAUUUGGAAACAAAUUGGAAAUGAGAACAAAAAACAUCAAAUUGGAAUACACAGAUUAGAUUUUCCACCUUUUUAACAACAAUGAGAUUUGAUAAAUACGAAUAUGUAUAUUGCCUAUUUAUUCAUUAAGCUUUAGGUGUUAAAUUAAUUACACAGAGUGUGCAAUUGCAAUAAUAGGUAGCUCAAUAAUUAUCUAAGUAAAUACUUUUAUAAUUGUCGAUAAUAAAUGUGAUAUUGUUGUAUCAAUGGUUUUA